Molecule: messenger RNA, 4626 nt
Organism: Anolis carolinensis (green anole)
Lineage: Eukaryota; Metazoa; Chordata; Lepidosauria; Squamata; Anolidae
Gene: krt80
Product: keratin 80
Exons: 9
Coding region: 173-4147 (1324 amino acids)
Biological process (GO): keratinization; intermediate filament organization
Cellular component (GO): keratin filament
Molecular function (GO): structural constituent of skin epidermis
Source: RefSeq, a predicted model, not a curated record
AGUCACACCCUCCUGACUUUAUGAACAUAGCAGAACAGGUGUUUGUAAUUCAUUAGCUAAACUGAGCUCAGCACAGACGGGAAUUACACCGAGGCUGCUUCCCAACGUGUUUCUUGUCUGUUUCAGUCGCAGCAAGCUGGCCUAGUGCUCCCAGGGGAUCUCCAUUGGCACAAUGACUAGCCGUUCCAGGGACUUCAGCAGACUCAGUAGCCGCUCCCUCACCUCUCCAGGAGCAUCCUACAAUGUGAGGAGAGGGCGUUCCUGCUCCCCUUCCUCAAGGUAUGGGGCCUGCUGCAACCCCACCAGGGGAGAACCCGCCAGAAGGAACUUCAGCUCUUCGAGCUUGACUGGGUAUGGCCACCAUGCUUACCCCAAAGUUACCAUCAACCAGCGACUCUUGACACCGCUACACCUGGAAAUUGAUCCCGCCUUCCAGGCAAUCAGGAACAAGGAGAAAGAGGAGAUCAAGACACUCAAUAACCAAUUUGCCUCCUUAAUUGGGAAGGUCCAGAAUCUGGAGCAGCACAACCAAGUCUUGCUCACCAGAUGGAACUUUUUGAGAGAACAAGACAAUUCCCUUUCUGAUUUGGACAUCAAACUCCUCUACGACCAGUACAUGAACAGACUGCGGCUCGAGAUCCGCUCUAUCGAUAAUGAGAAGGAACAGCUAGAUGCAGAACUUGAUGAAGUGUUGGAUGCCAUGGAUAAUGUUCGGAACAGCUAUGAGGAAGAAAUAAACAAACGUACUGGGAUGGAAUUCACCUUCACGGCUCUGAAAAAGGAUCUGGACAAUGGCUUCUUACACAAAACUGAACUGGAAGCAAAGCUGAGUGGACUUCAUGCUUGGGUGGAGUUAAUGAAAAACAUCCAAGAACAGGAACUUGAAGAAGUGAUGUCACAGGUUAAGGAUGUUUCAGUUGUGCUGGGGAUCGACAACAACAGAUACAAUCCUGAUCCACACAGGAUUGUGGAGGAUGUGAGAGCUCAAUACGAAGCCCUGGCUAUAAGAAGCUGGGAAGAAUUAGAAGCACUCACCAGAAGCAAGCUGAAUGAAAGAGAGGUACUUUCAGUUAAGUAUGGGGACCAUCUUCUUCAUGACCGGAGGGCGAUUGCAGAGUUAAAUAUACAGAUCCAGAAAAUGAGGUCUUGCAUUUUGUCCUUAAAAAGUCAGUGUCUGCGUCUGGAGGACAACAUCAAAGAUGUUGGCUUGCAAGGAGAAACUGCCCUCAAUGAUGCCAAAGCAAAACUGGCCAAACUGGAGGAAGCCCUUCAUAAUGCUAAGCAAGACUUGGCUCAGCUGGUUAAGCAAUAUCAAGAGCUGAUGAACAUCAAACUGGCCUUGGACAUUGAGAUUCUCACCUAUAGGAAGUUGAUGGAAGGUGAAGAGAUCAGCAUGGAGUCCCCACCACCUGCUGUUAUUAGCAGAAUCUACUCUACUCCAAAGCUCUCUUCACCAAAUUUUUGCAGCACAACCAGCUCAUAUUUGGCAACCAGAGCAAGAGAAGAUUCACCAGACAAGAUGAGCCACAGUAGAACCAGUUUGCAAAGUGGACUAUCCAGAAGUCAGAGUGGUGGAACUGGGGUAGUUUCAGGAGGUGAUUUGUCUAAAAGCCAUAGCAGUAGAAGUGCAGGUACAGCAGAUGGUAGCCUUUCUAGAAGCCAUAGCAGUAUGAGUAGCAGUGUCUCAGAGGCUUUUAGAAGCACCAGCCACAGAGGUACCUUGGAGAGUGGUUCUUCCAGAGGCACUAGCAAUAAAAGUGGAAAUUUUGCAGAUAUCGAAGACACCACAGAGAGCAGUGUUUCUAGAAGUCAUAGCCAUGGGAGUGGUAGUCACAGAACUCAUAGCAACAAGAGUGGGGAUAAUCCAGAAGACAGGCCUUCUAUGAGCCCAAGUAGUGGAAAUAGAGGCAUCUCAGAGAGUUGCCUUUCUAGAAGCCAAAGCAACAGAAGUGGUGGUCUGACUGACAGUGUAUUUGCCAGAACUGACAGUGGUACAAGUGAUGGUGCACAAGAGAGCAACUAUUCAAGGAGCCAAAGCCACAGAAGUGUAGGACUUUCACCCUCUGGUUUUUCCAGAAUCCAAAGUGGAGAAAGUAAUAUUGUUUCUGGAACUACCCAUGCUGGAGACCUCAGCUCUGGAAACAGCAAUGUUCCAAAGGGCAAUGCUUCUAGGAGCCAAAGCAGCAGAAGCAGAGACAAAUCAGACAGCAGCCUUUCUAGAAUUCACAGUGGUGGAAGUGAAGCUAUCUCAGAGGGAAGUUUUUUGGGAAGCAAUAGUGGUAGCAGUACAUCCUAUGUAGAAGGUGGUCUUUCUAGAAGCCAGAGUGAAGAAAAAGACUUUCAUGUCAGCCAUGGCAGUGAUAGUUAUGUUGACCCUGCUGCUUCCAAAACCAGAAAUGCUGAAGAAGCUGGAGUGCUGGUGGAUGACAUUUCCAGAAAUCGGAGUGGGACAAGCACAGACAUCUCAGGGGGCAGCCUUUCUAGAAGCCAGAGUGAUGAAAAUGAAAUUCAUGGCAGUGAAGAUUAUGUUGAGCCUACUGUUUCCAGAUCCAGAAGUGCUGAAGAUGGUGGAGUCCCAGUGGGUGGCAUUUCUAGACAUCAAUGUGGGAUAAGCAGGGACAUGUCUACAGAGAGACACCUUUCUAGAAGCCAAAGUGAUAAAAAUAAGUUUCGUGCCAACCGUAGCAGUGGAUCAUAUACUGACUCUGUUGUUUCCCAAGCCAGAAGUGCCGAAGAUGGUGGUGUUCCAGUGGGUGGCAUUUCUAGAAGUGAUAGGUCAGUAGAAGGCAGCCUUUCUAGAUGUCAGAGUGGUGAAAAUAAAUUUUGUGGCACUGAGCCUGUUGUUUCCAGAGCCAGUAGUACUGAAGGUGUUUCUAGAAUUCAUAGCAGUGGAAGUAGGGGUGCCUCACAAGGGAGCAGUUUUAGGACACCGAGCAUCAGAAGUGCAGACCUAACAGACAGUGUCUUUAUGAGAACUUCAAGCAAUGCUGAGCAAGAGAUUCAAGAGGAACCAAGAUCAAGAAUUCACAGUGCGGCAAGAGAAAGUAGUGAGAGUAGCUUUUCUAGAAGCCAAAGCAAUAGAAGCAGAAACUUUGCAGAAAGUGUUUUAGCUAGAACUCACAGUGGUAGAAGUGAAGGUGGCCUUUCUAAAAGCCCAAAUGAUGACAGUCAAGGCUUUGUAGAAGCUACAGCUCCUAGAAGUCAUAGUCAUGGAAGUGGAGGAUUUGCAAAAUUAUCUGUUUCCACAACCUCUAAUAAGGAAAGCAGAAGAGUCUCAGAGAGUGCCCUGUCCAGAAGUCCCAGUGCUGGAAGUAAAGACAUCUCAGAAGACAGUCUUUCCAGAAGCCAAAGCAGCAGAAGUGGAGGAUUUCUAAGAGGCAAUAGCAAUAAAAGCAAAGAAAGUGAUAGCAAUGUAAGUGGAAGAUAUGUAGAUGAAAAAGGUCAUAGAGAGGCAGAUGUUCUAAAGUCUUGUAUUUCCAGAAGUAGAGGUACAUCAGCAGGAUGCGUCUCUAGGAUGCAGAGUGAUGAGAGUGAAGGCCCUGUGGAAACAUCUACUCCUAUUUCCCUCCACAAAAGAAAUGAAGGCACUAUGGAACACAGCCUUUCUAGAAGCCACAGUGAAGACAGCGAGAGCUUUAAAGCCACUGGGGUCUCUAGAAGUGCCAGUGAAAUAAGCAAAGUUGCUUCAGAGGUUAGUCCUUCUAGAAGCAGUAGCAAAGAUAAUGAAAGUUCCCCAGAGGGCUUACUUUCUAGAAACUAUAGCUAUAGAUGUGCAGUUGAGUCACACCCUUGUAUUUCUAGAACAGAAAGUGAUAUAUCUGAAGCUGGGGGAACCAUUUCAGAUGCUGGUCUCUCAACAAGCUAUAGUAGCAGCAGUGGAGAGGCUUCCAUUAACAAUCCAUAUGUAAGCUACAGUGAAGAACAAGAGGGCAAUUGUCAAUAUGAGGAUGUCUCACAUUUGCACACUGCUACGGAUGAAGAUGUUUUGGAGAGUGUUGAAACUGGAGAUUUAGCGAAGGGAAGCCAGAGUGGUGAGACAGCAACUCCAAAGCCUGUCUGCAUGGUCUAUGAGUUUUCUUCAGAUGAGGAUCACCAUCCUCCAUCUGGUGAACUAUGCUAUUAUGUUGAAACCAGCUCCAUGGAGUAGGUGUCCCAUGUAUACAUUAAUGGGAUCAAAAUAACUUCUAUAAUUUCCCUCUCCAUCCAUUGGCUCAUAGACCAUAGAUGGGUGUCCACAUUCAACCUUCGAUUAGCAAGGUUAACAGUUGGAAGCAAGAUUUUUUUACAGAUUUGGAUAUGGCAGUGGAACCUUCUUUGUCAUGAUUUGUGGGUUCAAGCACAGAGGACUACUUCAGCCUUUCUGAUAGUAUACUCUAUGGUAGUGAAUACAAAUAGUGUAACUAUUGGUAUGUUACAGGGAUUAAUUGAAAGAAAACACAAGCUAACAGCAUAGUCUUUUGACCAGUAUUAUAAAAAGCACCUUUUUCUUCUUAAACAACUUCUUUUAUCCAGUCUUUUCAUAUGCAGAUAAUUCAGGGCUUUCUUUUUAGGAAAAAUAAGUGGUAUGAUGCUCUGCAAGGGAUUCUUUUUGUGGGAUGAAUUAAUAAGUGUAUCAUUUUGCCUGUC